This is a messenger RNA of Podospora pseudocomata, 1145 nucleotides long. RefSeq lists its product as uncharacterized. Bases 307 to 1077 code for a protein of 256 amino acids. NCBI's taxonomy places the organism in Eukaryota, Fungi, Ascomycota, Sordariomycetes, Sordariales, Podosporaceae. The transcript has 3 exons. The record is from RefSeq and is a predicted model, not a curated record. Gene Ontology annotation, molecular function: oxidoreductase activity, acting on the CH-OH group of donors, NAD or NADP as acceptor.
ACAAAAAACAAAAAGCAAACACGAUCAUGAGGUGUUGCAGAUUACUUGGACCUUCCAUGCGCCUAUCCGUAGAAAGUGACACAAAACAUACCGAGAACCAGGGACGUGGGGCAGUCCCAUCCGAUGACGGCUGAUGUCGAACGGGGAAGAGCUGCGGGUGUAAGUAGACAGGUGGGGGAGGGGUCACAGUCUGGCCUCUCUACCUUGAGGCAUCCCUCCCCUUGCAGCAGGCCGAAAGUUUGACUGCACCUCCUGUACAUCUAUCUCCCUAGUCAAGUCUGUGAGCGAUACGGACAGCCUAGCGCCAUGUUUUCCCUCAAAGAUCACACUGCCCUCGUAACCGGCGGAACGCGGGGUAUCGGGCAAGCUGUCGCCAUUGCACUCGCCGAAGCCGGUGCAGAUGUCAUUUUGGUCCAGAGAAAUGCAAAGGACGAAGAGACAGCAACCGCCAUCCGGAAACUGGGGCGCAGAGUUACAGUCGUCGCGGCAGACCUCAGUUCUCCUACAGAGGUGAAGAGGAUCGUUCCCGAGCUACUAGACGAGGGCCGGGAAAUACGCAUACUGGUCAAUUGCGCCGGCAUCCAACGGCGGUACCCGUGCGAGGAGUUCCCAGAUGAGGACUUUAACGAAGUCAUUCAGGUCAACCUCAACAGCGUCUUUACCCUCUGUCGGGAUAUUGGUGCUCACAUGUUGACGCUUGAGCCCUCGCCAGUCACUGGCCGCAAGGGAUCCAUCAUCAACUUUGCUUCUCUGCUCACCUUCCAGGGAGGACUCACCGUGCCAGCUUAUGCUGCUUCGAAGGGAGCUGUUGGGCAGCUCACCAAGAGCUUUGCCAACGAGUGGACAUCCAAGGGAAUCACGGUGAACGCCAUUGCGCCUGGAUACAUCGAGACGGAAAUGAACACUGCGCUGUUGAACGACAAGGAGAGGCUGGCGAGUAUCAGCGCGAGGAUACCGGCCGGAAGGUGGGGCACCCCUGAAGAUUUCAAAGGGACAGCCGUGUAUCUAGCCAGCAAAGCAAGUGCAUAUGUGAGCGGUCAUGUCCUCGUUGUGGACGGCGGAUGGAUGGGUCGGUAAUCACCAACUUUCUUAUUCGUGAUGAUGAAAUACGAAGCAGACUCAAGCCAAAACCCUAGAGAAUAGAC